Nannizzia gypsea CBS 118893 is the source of this 387-nucleotide messenger RNA. RefSeq names its product BRT1. Bases 1 to 387 code for a protein of 128 amino acids. Lineage: Eukaryota; Fungi; Ascomycota; Eurotiomycetes; Onygenales; Arthrodermataceae. Gene Ontology annotation, cellular component: cytosol; mitochondrion. The transcript is spliced from 3 exons. Gene Ontology annotation, molecular function: deaminase activity. The record is from RefSeq and is a predicted model, not a curated record.
AUGUCUGCCAAAAAAGCUGUGCUCACGGACAAGGCCCCCGCGCCGCUGCCAGUGUUCUCGCAGGCCAUUAUCCACAACGGCAUCGUGUACUGCUCCGGCCAGGUUGGCACUGAUCCAGCUACCCGUGAGCUGGUCGAAGGAAGCGUCAAGGACCGCACUGCCCAGAUAUUCCGCAAUAUCACUGCAGUGCUGGAGGCUGCAGGGUCGAGCCUGGAGAAGCUGCUUAAGGUCAAUGUCUUCCUCACCAACAUGGAUGACUUUGCUGCUGUCAACGAGGUCUACGCGCAGUACCUUAACUUUGAGCCCAAGCCGGUCCGAACAUGUGUUGCGGUCAAAACCCUUCCACGAAACACGGAUGUCGAGAUUGAAUGUUCAGCUUAUAUUUAA